Drosophila rhopaloa is the source of this 774-nucleotide messenger RNA. Its product is annotated as COMM domain-containing protein 3. The record is from RefSeq and is a predicted model, not a curated record. Gene Ontology annotation, biological process: sodium ion transport. NCBI's taxonomy places the organism in Eukaryota, Metazoa, Arthropoda, Insecta, Diptera, Drosophilidae. The transcript is spliced from 2 exons. Bases 87 to 722 code for a protein of 211 amino acids.
UUCUUGUUUACCUCUGGAUCAAUUUAUUUGUACUCAUUGAUAAUUUGAUCAUUUGAAGAAUCCUUUAAGGAUUAAGGGUGCUAAACAUGGCCACCUCGCCAGGAAAGUCCCCCGCCUUGGAUGCAGACCCCGAGCCCAGCGGCCUGCUCUCCGCCACCGUGGUGGCGGGUCUCCGGAACCUGGGAGCCAUUAUCUCGCCCCCACUGACCAAGCUGCUAAUCGCCAACUCGCUGAAAUUGACGCUCCAUCCGGAUGCUACCAUUGCUCCCGUACCAGAGAUCUAUGCCAGCAAUGCUGCCUGCGCGAAACAGAGCGAGUACGCCGUGGUCACCCUCUACGCGUUAGCCACCAAGCACGGAUGGGACGGCCUUUACCUGCGCCAGCAACUGGAGCAACUGGCCCUGGACACCGGCGCCGUUGACGAACUGAGCCGCGUGUACGAGGACAACCGCAAGGAGCUGGUGCUUCGCCAGCUGCAGCUAGGCCACGGCUUCCCGCACAUCACCGACAUCCAGUGGCGCAUCGUGUGCGACGUCAAGUCCUCCACCUCCGACUGCAGCACGGGCGUGGCCCACUUCCACAUCAAUCUGGGAAACUUCCGGCCGAGCAGCGGGGAGCGGGUGACCAUCGUGGAGUUCGUCUGCAACGCCGAGGAGCUGCAGUCGCUGAUCAACCGCCUCAAGGAGAUCGAGCGGCACUGCAACCAGAUGGCCGUAGCCUAGGACACACUCUCAACAUUCUUAUCGAUUAUAUUUCGCAGCAUAUAUAACACAA